AGUACCUCGAAGUAUUGUUGUCCCCAAGGCUGUCCCUUCAAAAUCAUUUUUGUGGCGGCAGAUUUAACACAGACUCAGCGCUCCUCCAGCCUCCUCUAAACUAGUAUUGUCUCUUUUUUGGGAGCGACGAGAACGGGCCCCAUGUGACUUAAAAUGGUUUGCUGUGGCAGUUAAACCGCCGCUAUCCCCAGCUUUUCGGGUCGGAGCGUACCACCUGGUUCAUGGCCUUGCUCAGCGUUGCAGUUGGAGGACCUCGCCAGCGCCCCUGACGGCCGCGUCAUUCACCGCGAGUCGGCGACCGGAGAUGGAGAGGGUCAUGUGCUCUGCGACUCAUCUGGUCCUGCUCACCCUCUGGGCUUCGGCCCAUGGGACCAGAAAAUUCGGACCCGGUGUCGAACUAGUGGCCAACGCCCAGAGCAAAUUUGGCAUGGAUAUGUUUCAGGCGCUGACGAUCCACGACAACUCAUCGAACAUCUUUUUCUCACCGACGAGCAUCAGCACCGCCCUGGCGCUGGUUUACGCGGGCAGCGGCGGCAAAACCGCCCAGCAGAUGGCGGCCGUGCUCCACUUCGAGAGUGGCGAGAGACGCGACUUCAUGCACGGCCACAGACGCUACCUGCGCAGGAUCACGGGCCGCUCGAAAGAAGGUGUCACUGUGAAGAUCGCCAACAACCUCUACGUCUCUUUGAGCCGGCCUGUGAUGCCCAAGUACGUCCGGUUCGCAAAAAACAUGUUCGGCGCCGAUGUCUCGUCGGUCGACUUCGGCGGGAGCCCUGCCGCUGCCGCUGACCUCAUCAACACGAGGGUGCGCAACGACACUGAGGGCAACAUCGACAACCUGGUGGAAGAGGACGCACUGGACGAAGGGACGGUGUUUGUCGUGGUGAACGCCGUCUACUUCAAGGGCAGCUGGCUGCUUAAGUUCAACGAGAGCGACACGGCACCCGGCCAGUUCCACGCCGCCGACGGCCCGCGGUCGGUCGACAUGAUGACGGCGACCAAGCUUUUCCCCACCGCGUCCCUGCCAGGGCUCGACGCUCGGGCCCUGAUGCUGCCGUACCAGGGCGAAGAACUCGGCAUGCUGAUUUUGCUUCCGAACGAGCUGAACGGCAUCUACGAGCUGGAGGCACUGGUGGACCACGCUACGCUGGUUACGGCCAGGGCCCACCUGAGCGCUCGUGUCGAAGUCCAUGUCCAGCUACCCAAGUUCAACAUGGAAGCUGAGAUUGACCUCAGUGUAAUCCUAAAGGAGAUGGGCGUGACCGACCUCUUCGACCCGUCACGUGCAGACCUCAGCGGCAUCACCGGCGAGACCGGCAUGGCCAUCAGCAAGGCCGUGCACAAGGCGUUUGUUAACGUCAACGAGGAAGGCACUGAGGCGGCCGCCGCAACAGCCUUCGCGUGCUGCUUCCGCAGCGCCCCGCCCAUCGUCCCGCCCUUCAUCGUCGACCGGCCCUUCAUCUUCGCCAUCAUGGACCUGCAGCUGGACUCGGUGCUGUUCAUGGGCCGCGUCAUGAGCUUGGGCUCGGCCCGCCCCAGCGAGGCGCCGCCGCAGUAGGCCGACCGCACCCGGCGCGAGUGCAGCGCCGCUUCGGCGCCACCGGUGAACUGUCAGGACAUUACAGAGUUGACGCCGGCCUUCUCGGCCCCUUGCUGCGCGAGACGACGGCGCACACCAGUGUGCACCCGCAGGACACCCCGCUAUCGCGUGACCUGGGUCCAGACCAUCUGUGCACCACAGGCUUGCCCACUGCUGGGUCGAGCGAUGCUCGCUCGCACGUCAGCAACGUCGACAGCUUGCCGGAAAAAUCAAAUCUGAGUGUGGAAGCUGCCUGCUGCAAAAACAACGGCGCCCAAACCUCUUAGAUCACAUUUUCUGGGUGUUCACCAGUGAUUUAGGGCAUGCAGACCGCGGUUGUGAUUUGUCUCGCGCUGGCGAAAACUGUUCAUCAAAUCCACAGAUUUGAUGAAUCUUCAAUUCAAAGAUAUACCCGAGCAAACGAUUUCAAACUGCACUGCACUGUACAGCACGCGCACUGUGUGAAGUGCGCGGUCGUGCGUGUAACCAAGCCUGCUCAUGACUGCGAGCCGGGAGAAAAACAGCGUGUCGGAUCGAGCGUUUAUUUUACGGACACCGAGGUCGUCUCGAGAAUAUACCACAGGGUUCGCUUGGAAAGACGUAACUGAGAGCUCCCAAGAUGGCGCAGAUGGAGACCAAGCACGUAACGAUGUACCGAUGCUGGUGAUGCGCUUCUGCCUCAACAGCGAGGUGAUUACUUCUCCGUCUCCCUCCUCACCCUGGCGGUUGCGUCGUCAUACUGAGGCAUACGAUCCGUGAAACACCAUCUACCGAGUCACAAAAACGCGCCGAGCUCCUAGAACGCGCCUCCCCCCCCC
Molecule: messenger RNA, 2397 nt
Organism: Pollicipes pollicipes
Lineage: Eukaryota; Metazoa; Arthropoda; Thecostraca; Pollicipedomorpha; Pollicipedidae
Product: leukocyte elastase inhibitor A
Exons: 7
Coding region: 305-1558 (417 amino acids)
Molecular function (GO): serine-type endopeptidase inhibitor activity
Source: RefSeq, a predicted model, not a curated record